Messenger RNA from Metarhizium brunneum ARSEF 3297, 528 nucleotides. The record is from RefSeq and is a predicted model, not a curated record. NCBI's taxonomy places the organism in Eukaryota, Fungi, Ascomycota, Sordariomycetes, Hypocreales, Clavicipitaceae.
AUGUCUCUCGUUGACGACCAACUUCCCAACCUGCGUGGCCAAUGCAACCCCAAGUCGUCCAGCGCCAUUCAGGGCCUUGCUCUUGGAUGCGCUGCUGCGUGCAGCGCAACUGAGCUGCCCGCGGGAAUCAGUGCCGGAAGAGCCCUAUGCGAGUGUGUCGCCUCGCACGCGGCCGCCACCACAUCCGGCACCGAGACCGGCACCGAGACCGGCACUGAGACAACCGGCACCGAGACGACCGGCACCGAAACGACGGCUACCGGGACGCCGCAUACCGGUGCUCUCACGAGCGAGAUUACGAGGACCCAAACCUCGACUGGAACCAAGACUGGUUCCGAGUCUGAAACAACAACUACUACCGGCACCCAGACCGAAACCUCGACAACUACCGAGGCGACUACUUCUGGAGCAACGACAACAUCGCCAACUACUGCUACUCAGACUACUACUACCGCCGGGGCCGGAAUUUUCCAGGUUUCAUUCGCUGUCGUUGCUGGAGCUAUCCUGGUGGCCGCUGUUGUACUGUAA